This is a messenger RNA of Paramuricea clavata, 729 nucleotides long. NCBI's taxonomy places the organism in Eukaryota, Metazoa, Cnidaria, Anthozoa, Malacalcyonacea, Plexauridae. The record is from the annotation of a GenBank genome assembly.
AUGCAAUCUUACCAGUGCAGCCCAUUAUCUACCCCUGAAGGUAUCGUAUCAACCUUCAAACAGUGCGCUAAACUUCAAAAGGACAAAGACCUGAAUAAAUUUGUGUCUGUGGUAGUAUUGGACGAAAUUGGGUUAGCUGAAGAUUCUCCCCUGAUGCCUUUAAAAACACUUCAUCCCCUUUUGGAAGAUGGCACAGCUACCACGGUAGAAACAGGAACAACCUCGGAUCAUCACCGUGUUGGUUUUAUUGGUUUAUCAAAUUGGGCGUUGGAUCCGGCUAAGAUGAACCGAGGCAUCAUGUUGAGUAGAGGAGUACCAAGUGAAGAUGAACUGUGUGAUAGUGCAAGGUUUGAGGCGAUUGUGACGAUUCUUAAUCUAAUACUUAACAUUCCAGUCUAUAAAUGCGUGAGGACUGCACUGUAUAUUUGAAAUCUUGGACGUUACCUAAGGUGGGGACUUACGUCCGGAUUAUGAAGAACAAUUAACCAGUUGAAAUACUAUUAUAGGAUAAGCUACGUCAGUUUAUUGAUUUGUUUCUAGUAUUUUAAUUGUUGUUUUUUUCAUUUUUAGGGGAAUUUGUUCUGGUAAUAAAGAUAUUCAGAGUCGUCUUGAAGAUUGUAUCUGGAGGUUAUGUAAUGGGUAUUUUGACCUUUAUAAACGACAAAGCGAUUCAAAAACACUACAAAAAUCCCAAAAAGACGAAUUCUUUGGACUUCGGGACUUUUACAG